UCUCCAUUUCGCUGCAGUUGAAGACUUAGUUUGUAGUUUGUGCAGGAUGCAGACGGAGAAGAAGGAGUCUGCCGGCGCCGCCGGCGAGAAGCCGCCGAGCUUCUGUGACAGGCUCCAGAGAGCUUUCCACGCCCGCCCGGCGUUCCGGCCUCUCCGCCGCCUCGGCGUCCGCCACGGCCAGGACGACGACGGUGGUGGUGGUGCGCCUGGAAGUACAGUAGACAUGCAGCCUGCGACGACGACGACGCACGGCGGCGGCCCACCGAGGCCGGUGCUGCCACCGGCGGCAGGCCACGCUCCGGCGCCCGUCGUGCUGCCGCCGGCGGUAGUGAAACCGGCUGCCAAGCCUGCGGGCGGCAACGCUCCGGCGCCUGUCGUGUUGCCGUCGGCGCCGGCUGCAAGGCCGCCGCCACCGUCGCGUCGCCAUGGGCAUGCACAUGCGUCGACGACCGGGAGCGCACCUGCCGCCGAGAAGGUGGCGGCAACGACGACGAGGCCGCCACCGGGGAUUCCGGUGCCCGUGCCGCCGCCGGCUGCUGCUGCUGCCGCUGAUGUCACCACCGCCGCGGCGGACGCGAAGGAGGGCGAUGGUGACAAGGAGCAGCAAGGGAAGGGGAAGACCAGGGUGAGCUCCAGAGUGCGCAAGGCCUUCUCCUCCAAGUAGAGACACAUCACAAUUCACACAUCCAUGGCCACCGUAGUGUGAAGCAGAAGCAACCCAAUAACUAACUACUGAAAAAUAUGUACCUUGAGGACUUUGUGUGAACCUAAGUACUCUAUCCGUUAUUGUUUUUUAACGUAUGACAUCGCUGAAUUUUAAUAUAUGUUUGAUCAUCCAUCUUAUUUAAAAAUAUUAUGUAAUUAUUAUUUCUCUUA
Messenger RNA from Oryza sativa Japonica Group (Japanese rice), 876 nucleotides. RefSeq names its product arabinogalactan protein 1-like. The record is from RefSeq and is a predicted model, not a curated record. Lineage: Eukaryota; Viridiplantae; Streptophyta; Magnoliopsida; Poales; Poaceae.